AUGCCUUUUGGUGUUACUAAUGCGCCAGGAGUAUUUAUGGAAUACAUGAACCGUACCUUUCAUACUUAUUUGGAUCGGUUUGUGGUAGUAUUUAUCAAUGACAUUUUAAUUUACUCUAAAUCGGAAGAAGAGCAUGCUGAACAUUUGAGAAUAGUAUUGCAUGUUUUGAAGGAGAAGAAGUUAUAUGCAAAGAUGUCCAAAUGCGAAUUCUGGUUAAAGGAGAUUAGUUUUCUUGGUCAUGUUAUUUCAGGUAGUGGCAUUGCUGUGGAUCCAUCUAAAGUAGAUGUUGUGUUGCAAUGGGAUACUCCAAAGUUGGGGUCAGAAAUUAGAAGCUUUUUGGGACUGGCUGGUUAUUAUAGAAGGUUUAUUAAAGGUUUUUCCAAGUUAGCACUUCUGUUAACGAAGCUGACUUAUAAAGGCAGAGCGUUUGUGUGGGAUAUUCAGUCUGAAGAAAAUUUUACCGAAUUGAAGAGAAAAUUGACGAUAGCUCCUAUUUUGACGUUACCUAAUCCGGGAGAGUCUUUUAUAGUGUAUUGUGAUGCUUCUAAGAUGGGUUUAGGAGGUGUACUCAUGGAGAAUGAUAAGUUAGUUGCUUAUGCGUCAAAACAGUUGAGAAUUCAUGAAAAGAACUAUCCUACGCAUGAUUUAGGGCUUGCUGCAGUUUUUUUUUUGUGCUGA
Molecule: messenger RNA, 678 nt
Organism: Vicia villosa (hairy vetch)
Lineage: Eukaryota; Viridiplantae; Streptophyta; Magnoliopsida; Fabales; Fabaceae
Exons: 1
Coding region: 1-678 (225 amino acids)
Source: RefSeq, a predicted model, not a curated record